AUGUUUAAUAAAAGGGAUCAUAGCAAUCAUGUUCGCCGCGAUGGAGGCAUGUGCUUCGAGAUACCACCGUGGCAGCAUCUUCCUGUGGAGUUGGACAAACACCUUAUUAGCCUGAAGGAUAAAUUUAGAAACACUUGUUCGUCGAGGCGCCAAAUAAGGCCAUCACAAGUAGCUUUAGUUAAUAGCCAACUCUCUCGAUAUAUGGAUACUGUAUUGGCACCAUUCCUAGACACAUACCUUAGGAAUAUUCAGAAUUCUUACCAGCAGAUGACUAGUAAAAUACUGAGGAGGAUAAAAGAUGAUAUUAACAAUGCAGUUCAGAAAAAGAAUCAAAUUUACAAGGAAUUGAUUGACUUAGCAGAGGAAUUAAAAGUACCAGCAAUGUGUGAUGAAGAGCGUCGUCAAGCUCGCACCCUGGCCAGCAGGCAUGUUGCACAGAUUUACAGUUGUACAGAAGGAGCAAGGGCUUCUAUUGCAAAGAUGGGCAAAUACGCAGGAGAAAUGAUCGCCAUCACGAAGAAUCACAUGCAAAACUCAUUAGAAGAUGCAACUAAAUCUUUAGCAGCCAAAGUGCAACGGAGUAGAGGUUCACAAGAAAUCGAAGUUACAGCUUGUAUCAAGGAGUUAUCAACGGCGGCAGUAAAGCUGGGCUACGAGUUGGAUCUCAGUCUGACAAACGCGCGGCGCCACAAUGAACAGUCACAUGAGAAACUGACUGUAUGCGGUAAUAAGGUUAAGCGAAGUACGGACGAUGCUGUAACAGACUUGAAAGACCAGCUGUAUCAAUGUGUUUAUGCCUAA
Molecule: messenger RNA, 801 nt
Organism: Diatraea saccharalis (sugarcane borer)
Lineage: Eukaryota; Metazoa; Arthropoda; Insecta; Lepidoptera; Crambidae
Source: the annotation of a GenBank genome assembly